AUGAAUAAUAUCGAUCAAACACAUCUUGCUCGAUUACGUCCAGAAAAACUUGAUGAUGCAUCUGUUCAAGAACAGAUUUUAUUGAUACAAAAAGCAUGUGGUAAUGUUAGUCUUGAUAAAAUAGCCCUUGUCUUUCAUGAAUGUGAUUAUAAUAUGCAACAGACAAUAAAUCGAAUACGUGCAGGAGAUUUUGAGGAUGGUGGUUGGCAAACAGCUAAAUCAAAUAAUAAAAAGAAAAAUCAUAAUUUAAAUGAUCAAAAAUUGAAUGGUAAUAAUUUAAGUGAUAGUGAACGUUCUCUUUCUCAACGUACAUCUCCAACUUCAUCAAUUCGUGGUGGACGUCAUCGUAAUGAUUAUUAUCAAUAUUCAACAUCAACACGUACAAAUAUUGGACGACGCAGAAAUGAUUUAAAUCGAAAUCAUUUUAUUUCAUCUAAUACACGUUAUUCAAAUCGUAAUAAAUCAAUACGAACAACAAAUUUAUUACAACCAAUAUCUAAAGAAAUAAAUGAAGAAUUAAUACAAAUAAAUUCACCAUUAACAGAUGAAUAUGAAUUUAUUGAUGGUAUACCACAAUCAUUAAGUUUUGAUAAUAGUCAAAUGAAAACAUCAUUACAAAUAUUAUCAAAACAUCGAAUACCAUCAACAAUACCUCAAGAACCUGUAUCAAUGCAUCCAACAAUACAAUUUUCAACUGAACCAAUUGAUAUACAAUUUGGUGAUGUACAAUGGAAUGAUUCCAUACCAAUUGUAGUUAGUCCAUCUAAUAAUAAUAAUAAUACAGUUAUAUCAACAAUAAUAGAUAAUCAUGAAAAAGAUCUAUCAUCAAAUGUAAACAAUAAUCUUCAACAAGAAAAUCAAGAUAUUUUAUCAUCGAAUUAUAUAAAUCAUCAAACAACGAAUAAUAAUGAUAAUUCAUUACAUGAAACAACAAAUCAACUUUCAUCAUUAUCACUUACUGAUAAUAAUAUAAUUUCGAAUAAUUUACCAAUUGUUAUUCCUCCUGAAAGUGGUACAUCUCAUUUAUCUGAUCAUUUAACUGAUACAUCAUCAUCUAUUCCAACUCAAUAUUCAUCUCAACAACAAAUUCCAAUAGCACAUUUACCACCUACAUCAACACCACGUAUACCUGAACAUACACCAACAACAACAACAUCAUCAUCUCAAUUUAUGGUAAAUAAUCUUCAACAAACAAAUAAUGGUAUUACAUCAUCAGCAUUUACUCCAUUUAAUGCUCUUGUUAAUUAUCCAUCUAUACCAAGAGAUUAUCCUCAAACAACAACAAAUUGGAAUCCACAAACAUCAAAUUAUAAAACAACUACUAAACCAACAGGAACAUAUCAACAACAACCAUCAUAUCAAAUACCAACUCAACAACAACAACAACAACAACAACAAUUUUUUCUUGGAACUUAUCCAUAUGCUCCUAUAUCACCAGUAGUUCUUCCUAUAUUUGCAUCAAUUGAACAAUGGCCAACAACUACAUUUUCAACACCAAUUGAAUCUUAUCCAUAUACAACUACUAAUUAUUUAUCAACAUAUCCAAAUCAACAACAAUAUCAUUUACCAACAACUAAAUAUGAUCAAUAUUCAUAUGAUAAAGAAUAUUUUACACAUUAUGGACAAACACGUUUAUUAAAUAAUGAUAUAUCAUAUCAACAAUCAAUAAAAGAUACACAUUCAACAAGUAAAUUAUCACCAAAUGCUGCUACAUUUUGUCAAGGUGCUCCAUUAACAGCAUCACCAUCAACAGCAACAACUCUUUAUUUAAAUCCAAUUGGAUUUUCUAUGCCAAAUUAUUAUCCAACAGUAACUAAUUCAAUACAUCAAGAUCGAAUAUUAUCAUAUACUUCUCUUGAUAAUCGUGAUAAUCGUAAUGGUGCUUCAUAUAGUAGUACUAACAAUCGAAAUAAUUAUUAUCAUUAUGGACAACAACAACAACAGCGUACACAUAAUAACAACGGAUCAAAUUCUACUUGGCAUUUGCAACAGUAG
Rotaria sp. Silwood1 is the source of this 1995-nucleotide messenger RNA. Lineage: Eukaryota; Metazoa; Rotifera; Eurotatoria; Philodinida; Philodinidae. The record is from the annotation of a GenBank genome assembly.